Messenger RNA from Drosophila ficusphila, 1413 nucleotides. RefSeq names its product COP9 signalosome complex subunit 5 (gene CSN5). The transcript has 3 exons. Bases 284 to 1261 code for a protein of 325 amino acids. The record is from RefSeq and is a predicted model, not a curated record. Gene Ontology annotation, cellular component: cytoplasm; COP9 signalosome. Gene Ontology annotation, biological process: protein deneddylation. Lineage: Eukaryota; Metazoa; Arthropoda; Insecta; Diptera; Drosophilidae. Gene Ontology annotation, molecular function: deNEDDylase activity; metallopeptidase activity; protein binding.
AACGUAAAGUUUAAAUUGAUUACCGCAAUCAAAUUUAAUAGGCAAAAAAGUCUUCUAAGAAUUGAACAAUACCUUAUUUAAGGAUAACGUGGUAAUAUCAGUAACCCAAAAAAAAGGAAUUUUUUAAUCUUUGAAUGGGUGAUUAUUUAACUGUGCCAUUCUUAGCACUGGUAAUAAGCUAUCGAUAGUGUAAGCUAUCGCGAGUGUCAUCCCUAGAAUAGAGCCGGAAUAAAACAAAAAAUUCGCAACAAAAGGCUACAAUUUCAUUCAUAGUAUAUUCACCAUGGACUCCGACGCAGCACAAAAGACCUGGGAGCUGGAGAACAACAUCCAGACGCUGCCCAGCUGCGAUGAAAUUUUCCGCUACGAUGCGGAGCAACAGCGCCAAAUCAUUGACGCAAAGCCCUGGGAAAAGGAUCCACACUUCUUCAAGGACAUAAAAAUCUCGGCUUUGGCGCUCCUCAAGAUGGUGAUGCACGCCCGCUCUGGCGGAACACUAGAGGUGAUGGGUCUGAUGUUGGGCAAGGUUGAGGACAACACGAUGAUUGUCAUGGAUGCAUUUGCUCUUCCCGUGGAGGGCACAGAGACCCGUGUGAAUGCCCAGGCGCAGGCUUACGAAUACAUGACUGCCUACAUGGAAGCUGCCAAGGAAGUGGGCCGCAUGGAGCACGCCGUGGGCUGGUACCACAGUCAUCCCGGCUACGGUUGCUGGCUGUCCGGCAUUGAUGUUUCUACGCAGAUGCUCAAUCAGACGUACCAGGAGCCCUUCGUGGCCAUCGUGGUCGAUCCGGUGCGCACCGUCUCCGCCGGGAAAGUCUGCCUUGGUGCUUUCCGCACAUACCCAAAGGGUUACAAGCCUCCAAACGAGGAGCCCUCUGAGUACCAGACCAUCCCGUUAAACAAAAUCGAGGACUUUGGUGUUCACUGCAAGCAGUACUAUCCCCUGGAAAUUAGCUACUUUAAGUCUGCACUGGAUCGCAAACUGUUGGACUCUUUGUGGAACAAGUACUGGGUGAAUACGUUGGGCAGCUCGGGCUUGCUCACCAACACAGAGUACACCACCGGCCAGAUCAUGGACCUUUCCGAGAAACUGGAGCAGAGUGAGAACUUUUUAGGCACCGAUGUCAACGAGAAGCGCUCCGAGGACAAGCUGUCCAAGGCCACAAGAGACUGCAGCCGCUCAACCAUUGAACUGAUACACGGUCUGAUGGCCCAGAUCGUUAAGGACAAACUCUUCAACAAGGUCGGACUGGGCAAAUAGAGCCAGUUUUAGGAUAUUCUUAAUGAAUUAAAAAAAUUAUGGAUUUUCUAUGCAAACAGGCGAAUUGUAAGCCCUUUGGGAAAUAUUUUAAGUAAGUCAAGCUUAUCCAAAAAAAUAUAAAAGCACCCUCAGGAGGGUAAAAAAACUUUAAA